AUGGCUGUACAACAAAAUUGCAUGGCCCUCAGUCCCCGGCAGACCUUAAAUGGUCAGAGGGUGCUAAGAAUCCCCGGGUCAGCCAUAAAGAUUGCCACAUGGAAUGUUCGGAGUAUGUAUACUCAGGAGAAAAUAAAAAAUGUAGAACAAGAGAUGACAAGACUCAAUAUAGAUAUACUGGGCAUUAGUGAAGCCAGAUGGAAAGGUUCUGGUAUUGAAGAAUCAGAAGAAUAUGUCACAUAUUACAGUGGCAAUACCCACAAGGACCAUAGACAAGGAGUUGCAGUCAUGGUAAAGAGACACCAUAAGGCAUCUAUAAUCAAUUUCUUGCCAAUAUCUGACCGCGUUAUGCUCCUUCAGAUACGAUCUCAACCUGUGAACAUAAACAUAGUGCAAGUUUACGCCCAGACUGCAGACAAAAGUGACGAUACGGUAGAAACUUUUUAUAAUGAGAUCAAAGACGUCCUUCAAAAGUUAAAAACACACGAGUGUAAUAUUGUCAUGGGCGACUUUAAUGCCAAAAUUGGCGAAGGUAGUGUCGCAGAUAUCGUCGGAGGCUAUGGCUUAGGAUUGCGCAAUGACCGUGGUGAUCGUCUGAUUCAGUUCUGUCAAGAGGAAUCACUGGUGGUGACGAAUACCUUUUACAAAUUACCACCACGAAGACUGUACACAUGGAAAUCACCGGCAGAUUCACCCUCCCAAAUAGUGCGUAAUCAGAUUGACUUCAUUCUUGUAAAUAAACGCUACCGGAAUAGUUUCAAGGCUGUAAAAACAUACCCAGGUGCAGAUGUAGGAUCCGACCAUAACCCACUAGUUGGAACGGUUACUACUAAACUGAAGAGGUUGAUAUCACCCAAAAUGAGACCCAAAUUUGACAUAUCCCGACUUAGAGAUGUGGAUAUUAAACAAAGGUUUCAUAUGAACCUCCACAACCAAAUGCACGAAUUGCAGCAGAGUCAAAGAGGUGUAAAGGAACCGGAACAAGUAUGGAAUCAAUUUAAGGAUGUCAUUAUAAAUACGGCUAAGGAGAUACUCACACCAACAGCCGUCGUGAAGAAAAAGGAAUGGAUCACGGAUGAAAUCAUGGAUCUUAUGAUACAACGUAGAGAAGUGAAACAUACAGAUCCAGCAAAAUACAGGCUGAUUCAUAGACUGAUAGGACGGAAAUGCAUUGAGGCCAAAGAAAACUGGAUAAACGACAGGUGCACGGAAGUAGAGUCACUACAGGCCAGACAUGACUCCUUUAAUAUGUACAAAAAGAUAAAUGAGAUCUUAGGACUGAAAAAGAAACCUGCCAACAAUACCCUUAUAGAUAAAAAUGGAGCAUACGCCAUGACUAUUAAGGAGAAACUGGACAUCUGGAAGGAGUACAUUGAGGGGUUAUUUUAUGACAACAGAAGUGAAAACGAGCAAUCAGUUGUAGAUCAUACUGGACCAUCUAUUACAAAGGAUGAAAUAUCUUAUGCCAUUAAGUCAGCAAAAAAUGUGACUACCGCACAAUAUCCUUAA
Molecule: messenger RNA, 1509 nt
Organism: Plutella xylostella (diamondback moth)
Lineage: Eukaryota; Metazoa; Arthropoda; Insecta; Lepidoptera; Plutellidae
Source: RefSeq, a predicted model, not a curated record